This is a messenger RNA of Lobosporangium transversale, 574 nucleotides long. RefSeq lists its product as hypothetical. Gene Ontology annotation, molecular function: DNA binding. Bases 65 to 571 code for a protein of 168 amino acids. Lineage: Eukaryota; Fungi; Mortierellomycota; Mortierellomycetes; Mortierellales; Mortierellaceae. The record is from RefSeq and is a predicted model, not a curated record. The transcript is spliced from 2 exons.
AAGUUCAUCAAAAAAGAAAGAAAAAAAAAAAACAAUUAGUUUGCAGGCAGCAAUCAGGCACUCGAUGACUUCACGCGAGAAUGGAACACACAGGACUGCAGGAGAAUUAACUGCUACUGCACCUGGCUCUGGCUCUCGUGUAACAACAACGGCAAGUGCGGCUGCGAAUGGAACUGGAACUGGAGCUGGAGCUGGAACUGCGACUAUACCCGCUGCCACCUCUUCUGCCGCGUCUGUGACCAACGAGGGUCUGGAGCCCCGUAAACGUGGACGACCAAGGAAAAAACCACUGGAUUCUCAAACACCCGUCAAGGCUCUUUAUCCCCCAGCAGAGCCCCGAAAGCGCGGUCGACCUAGAAAAAACCCUGUGGAUUCACCCAUGAAUGCGUCUUCUUCUUCAUCUUCGUCUCAUGCUCAUCCUUCCAAUGCUGAAUCCAUCCCACCAGGAGAGCCCCGUAAGCGAGGACGUCCUAAAAAAGAGGGUCAGGAACCUUUGACAGCACCUCCGACGACUCUAUCUGAAGCAGAACCACGCAAGCGUGGAAGACCUAGUCAUUCUCUUCAUGGUUAAAAU